Messenger RNA from Parastagonospora nodorum SN15, 2937 nucleotides. RefSeq lists its product as hypothetical. The record is from RefSeq and is a predicted model, not a curated record. The transcript has a single exon. Lineage: Eukaryota; Fungi; Ascomycota; Dothideomycetes; Pleosporales; Phaeosphaeriaceae. The coding region runs from base 1 to 2937 and encodes 978 amino acids.
AUGCUCGCCUUUACAUACCGCGCCUUGGCGCCAGUCUUCCAGUUCCUGGCCACAUGCUUUCGCAUGCUGUUCCACUACCCUAUCGUUGUCUUACAGACCCUCUACUGCUUCUUGGAAGCCAUCUCUGUGAAGACGCACUUCAUCAUCGUGGAGUGCAUCUUGGUCAUGUUCGUUGUCUCGUUCUUUGCCAUGGCGUUCAUUUUCGCCAUUGCAAACGAUCGCCAUGAGGCCGACGAGAAGAAAAUGCGCAAAGAUGGGAUCCUCGCCCGGGAGGAUCAACAUAGCCGACACGUUGCCGAGAAGGAGAACCAGCAUGAUCGUCACAUUGCUGACAAGAAGGCAUGUCACCUUCGCCAAGUCGAAGAAAUCGAGAUGUGCGAGGAACUUAUAGUUGGCAUUGUGUUAAACAACACCAAGUCCGACCAGAUUCACGCUGCGCUGCUGAAGAAGCUCAGCGAGCUGGUGACUCUCCAGGAGGUCGACCAGGCGAUCGCGCAACAUAUGAAGGUUGUCUCUGGCUCUGCUGCGCCCUCACAGUGCCCAUAUCCCGCCAUCUCCGACACCAUGGCUGCUUUUUCAGUGGACAUCGGUGUGCACAUGCAACUCCAGAUCAACGAGGCUGUCGCGCGUGGGUACGAGCGGCUGAUGACUUCGCCUCCGCUGUCAUACUCUCCCAUCCAGUCUCAAGAGACUAUGAGCACGCCGCCUACAUGGCAGAAGCCGUCACUGAGCAUAUCUCCAGUGAGCAGCACGGAGACUACACCGAUCUCUCCACCGAAUGACACGCUGAGCAUCUCAGAUGUCGUGGCUCAGGAUACUGCACCAGUUGCUUCCGCGAAGCCCGUCCUGUCGUUGUCUCUUGUCUCAAGCCAGGACACUGAGCCUCUCGACAUCUGUCAGUCAAAGCUCUCGAUUGGCCCCAUCGUGUCGCAGAGCACGGCACCACUGCAGGCCCAGCCCCUGAAGCUGUCGAUGAGCAAGAUCGAAGCUGUCUCCACUUCUCCUCUUGAAGUGGCUCCUACUCCGCUGGCUAUCUCCGAAGUCAAGACAGUUCUUGAGCAAGCCCCAGUCUCAUGUCAAGCCAUAUCAGAUGCAGCCGAAGCAAAGGAAGUCGUUGCACAGCUUCUUGCUGUCAUCAACGGUUGGAAGACACGCUCUGGAAAGUACCAAGGUCUCACAUUUCAAUGCAUUACCUUCGACGUCGAUCGUUUGCAGAAUGACGAAGCCGCUUCGGCACUCAAAGAUUUCAAAAAGAAGGUCAACAUGCUAUUCUUUGGAUACGCCCAGAACGAAGACGCAGCUCGCUCAGAUCUACGCCUUGCGACAUCGGAAAGCGAUAGAUUGAAGUCAGCGAUCGAUGGGUUGCAGUCCGAUAACAACGAGUUGAAGUCGGCGAUAAUCCAACUGAAGUCAGAAAUGGAGGGUUACGCUGGCGCCUUCGCUGCCAUGCAGUGCGAGGACUAUGACGAAGAUCUCGAUCAGUUCGAGCAGCAACUCGCGGAGCAGGGCGAGCAAGUUGUUGUGGCCGAUGAGGCUAUGACUCCUGUCAUAACUGGCAUUGUUGCGACUGCCGCCCCUCUCGCCCCAGUAUCGUCUCUUCCCGACAUCAGUGUGCCAACUCAGACACACGUCGCUGCCGCCGCCGAGGAACCCGUGAAGGCACUAUCUCCUCCACCUUCAUUCGAAAAGAAGGUUACGACGCCCCCUGCGACUGGCCUUUUCGCGAGUUCCUUCGCUUCUGAAGUGUCUUCGAAGCCUCCAAACUUUCCUGUACCAGUACACACGCCCAUUAAAAUUGUGGCGAAGGUUUUCACGCCACCUAAAGUUGAGCAUGAAGUUGCGAGCUCCUCUGGGAAUGGCCCUUUGGCGAGCGCUUUCGCUUCUGCAGUCUCUUCGAAGCCUGCUAACUCUCCUGCCCCCGUUCAGUCAAACGCCGAGACAAAUACGAAGGCUGCCGCGGCACCUACAGUCAAUCAGGCUGCGAGAUCCACCGGGACCGAUCUUUUCGCGAGCAUUUUCGCCUCUGAGGUGUCUUCGAAGCCUCCGACCUUCCCUGUGCCAGUCCAGUCACACACUGGUACGGAGGCGAAAACUACCACGCCAACCCCCUCCGCCCCAAAGAUCGAAGAGGUCACCGAAAAUGCCGAGAAUGGAAUCCACUGCGAUAUCUGUGAUUUGAUGGUCACAGGCGGUAUGAAGAAGCAUGCAGAGAAUCGCCAUGGUUACUGUAUGAUAUGCAAACAGAUGGUCUCAGGAGACUGGACCAAUGACCGCUUUACCUACGACAAGCACAAGGAGCAGUGUCGCACAAUCUUCAAGCCAGAGUCAGCGGUGAAGGCCCCUGUUAUACCAAAGCCUUCUGCGGCUACAUCAAAGACGCUGGUACACACCCCCAAGCCACCAACCACCCCUACGACCAGCGGAACUACCAAAACCUUCGUCUGCAGACACUGCCACGAAGACGUGAUCGCGCCCGUGAUCACCGUUCGCGAAGGCCACCAGAUCGGCGACUUCUCCAAGCACAAUAUCACCUGCCGCGGCGCGCGGACGUACGUGAAGUUCUACUGCGUCAACUGCGGCAUGGGGGUCACCAACACCGACCAGUUCCACGCCGAGCAUAGGCAGGCAUGCCAGAAGGACGCGAGCAAGAUUGGAAACUUCCGGGCUUUUGACAAGACGACUGGUUUACGGAUUGGGGAUUCGACUGAGGGACUGCCGCCGAUGGCGCCGCGAGUGAUGCUGGGACGAACGGAUGGGAGUAGGUCCUCCAAGCCGCCGACGAAGGGUCGGGGGCCCAUGCUUGGUUCGCGGCACUCGACGCCGGUGAAGAUUGCGACGCCUGAGGGAUCGCAGGCUGAGCGUGAGGCUCGUGGCCGUGGAGCUGCGUCAUCCUCGCCGCUGCAGCCGCAAUGGGAGGGUAACGUGAUUAGGUACUAG